This is a messenger RNA of Manduca sexta (tobacco hornworm), 890 nucleotides long. It is a transcript of the gene E(spl)malpha, whose product is annotated as enhancer of split malpha protein. The transcript has a single exon. Gene Ontology annotation, biological process: sensory organ development; Notch signaling pathway. Lineage: Eukaryota; Metazoa; Arthropoda; Insecta; Lepidoptera; Sphingidae. The record is from RefSeq and is a predicted model, not a curated record. The coding region runs from base 56 to 541 and encodes 161 amino acids.
CCUGUGAUCUCACUAGCGACACACGCUCUCUACACACAUUAUCAAAACUUUAAACAUGUCUAUCUACGCCAACAACGAGUACAUCAUCGCCACAAACAACUCGAUCAACGAGAAUAGAUACAACACUGAAAAGAUGAAGAACAGCGGUAUCAAGGCUUUACUGCGACCGCUCAUGAAAAUCAUCAAAAAGUCGACGAAGCGCGUUCCCGCCAAGUCGUUCGAGGCGAUUGACACGUGCUACGAAGACGAACAGAACUCGUGCAACGAACAACUCGAGCGCAAGAUCUACGACGAGCUGGAGACGUGCCAGCCCGGCGCCGCCUUCCUCGUGUACAACCAGGACGAGUCGUGCGACCUCGUGCCCGUCACCACUGAUAACUUCUACGUACCGGUGCACUUCGCACGCACCGACGCCGGCACCUUCUUCUGGACGACGGUGUCCAAAACCGAAGCUGACUUCGCAGCCGCCCACUGCUACACGGAGUGCCAAACCGCGGAGCAGCAGUACCCCGCCUUCCAGGACCGCUGGGUACAAGCCUGAAUCAACAUUCACCACGAAAAUCAGUGUCUUCCGUGAAACCAGUGCUCGCUCCGUUGGUUUCUGCAAUCAUCUGUGAUGUUAGCUUUAAUGUUAGGUAGUUCAAAGGUGCCAUAUAGGAUUAAGGUAGGAUUAGGCCUGCUCAAUACUCGUGAUAACUCCUCGAAAGCUUUAAUAGUAGUUUCAAUGUUUGUGAUAUUUUGAAAUUAUUUUUGUAUUGUAUAACGUAAUGUUAGGUAUAGGGCUUAGUAUUGUGAUCUUCCUGAUGAGCUUUAAUUAUUUUAGAUGUAGUAAUUUAUUAUUGUAUGAAUGAAUGAAUGAAAAAAAUGAAAUAAAUUAAGAUUUAAAUGUA